Messenger RNA from Solanum stenotomum, 1835 nucleotides. RefSeq names its product autophagy-related protein 18c-like. NCBI's taxonomy places the organism in Eukaryota, Viridiplantae, Streptophyta, Magnoliopsida, Solanales, Solanaceae. Bases 421 to 1671 code for a protein of 416 amino acids. Gene Ontology annotation, biological process: nucleophagy; protein localization to phagophore assembly site; autophagy of mitochondrion. The record is from RefSeq and is a predicted model, not a curated record. Gene Ontology annotation, molecular function: protein binding; phosphatidylinositol-3-phosphate binding; phosphatidylinositol-3,5-bisphosphate binding. The transcript has 5 exons. Gene Ontology annotation, cellular component: extrinsic component of membrane; phagophore assembly site membrane; cytosol.
GUUCACCUUCUCAUCUCCCUCUCCGCUGCUCCACCGGCGAGACCCGAGCCGUACUCUUCCCUCCUCUCUCAGCCCCUCCACUGCCCAGAACCGUCUGUAACUGCCACCGUCGCCGUUUGGCUAUGGCCGGUGGACCACCGAACAACCAAAAUAUAUCUCUUCUGCCAAACCACUAAAGAGACCACCGCCUUUCUCAUCUCUUCCUCCUCUUCUCUCCCUCCGUCCUUUCUCUCUCAUAUCCAUCUCUGAGACAGCGGCUGAUCCACCGCCGUCUAUGUCGGCGUGACCACCGCUUCUGUUUGAUGUCCUCAACGGCGAGCCGCGUGAACACCGCCCCACAGUGACAACGACAACCACCGUGGUCAAGUCCAAAUCGAUCAGGCAUUUCCAGAUUUCCAUAGCUUCUGUUUGCAUUUGGUUAUGACUACUCUAUCAUCGCCCAAUAGUUCAACUGUUUCACCUUCUCGAGGGACAAUUUCUCCAGCAGCCUUUGGGACAUAUGAAUCUCCCAUGCCUGGGGACUCUCAUUCUGGCCAUUCUGAACCGGCGAUCAGUGAUAAUGAUGAAACAGAGCUACACUUUGUAUCAUGGAAUCAGGAUUACAGUUGCUUUGCUGCUGGCACAAGUCGUGGCUUUCGUGUGUAUAACUGUGAUCCUUUCAAAGAGACUUUCAGACGCGAUCUGAAAAGUGGUGGAUUUGGAAUAGUGGAGAUGCUGUUCCGAUGCAAUAUUUUAGCACUUGUGGGUGCCAAGGCCAACACUCAAUACCCACCUAAUAAAGUUAUUAUAUGGGAUGAUCAUCAAAGCCGGUGCAUAGGUGAAUUUUCAUUUAGGUCUGAGGUUCGUGCAGUGAAACUAAGACGGGAUUGUAUUGUUGUAGUUCUUGAGCACAAGAUAUAUGUCUACAACUUUAUGGAUCUGAAGCUUCUUCAUCAGAUAGAGACUGUGGCCAAUCCUAGGGGACUUUGCUGCCUCUCGCACCAGUUAAAUACAUCUGUAUUGGCUUGCCCAGGCCUUCGAAGAGGACAGAUCCGGGUUGAACAUUUUGGCCUGAAUAUGACAAAGUUAAUCAAGGCUCAUGAUUCUCAGAUAGCAUGCCUAACCUUGACAAUUGAUGGGCUGCUUCUUGCAACAGCAAGCACUCGGGGAACUUUGAUAAGACUCUUCAACACCAUUGAUGGGACUCAGUUGCAAGAGGUGCGUAGAGGGGUUGACAGAGCGGAUAUCUGUAGUAUUGCUCUAUCACCAAAUGUUCAGUGGUUGGUCGUCUCGAGCGACAAAGGUACUAUCCAUGUAUACAGCCUUAGAGUACGUGUUGUUGGGGAGGAUGCUUCAGCUGAUGCAACUGUUAGAACUCCAACGUUGUUGUGUCAGAAUUCAUCAGCUUCUCUUGAUGCACUUAUUUCUCCAAGUACUGGAGCCAACCCUGGUUCAUCACUGUCUUUCAUGAAAGGAGUUUUGCCAAAAUACUUUAGCUCUGAAUGGUCAUUUGCUCAAUUUCACUUGCCAGAAUGUACCCAGUACAUUGCUGCGUUUGGUUCUCAGAACACCAUUAUAACUGCUGGCACUGAUGGAAGUUUCCAUAGGUGCAGCUUCGAUCCUGUGAAUGGAGGAGAAAUGGUACAGCAGGAAUAUGUCCGCUUUCUGAAAACAGAAAGUAGGCCGAGAUAGUUCUGUUCCAAAAGAAGUACUUUCCUUGUAAAUAAAUCUGAUGUUUUAUCUAUUGUGAAAAGAAGGGAAACAAACACCUGUGUUUGCUGACUAAUGUGUAUAUAAUGGCUCUCUAUAAAGUGUUCAGAUUAUCCCGUAUUUUUUAUACUAAUGUACUUAGAUUA